Molecule: messenger RNA, 1932 nt
Organism: Hypomesus transpacificus
Lineage: Eukaryota; Metazoa; Chordata; Actinopteri; Osmeriformes; Osmeridae
Gene: wdr77
Product: WD repeat domain 77
Exons: 10
Coding region: 165-1163 (332 amino acids)
Biological process (GO): oocyte axis specification
Cellular component (GO): methylosome
Molecular function (GO): protein binding
Source: RefSeq, a predicted model, not a curated record
AAACCUGGAAGCGGAAGUUCGAGCUUCACGUGGUUGUUUCGUUACUGCAUUCGAACACGCACAAUUCAUUUUUUCCUCCUAUUGAAGUUAAAUGCAACAGCCUCACAACCACAGCACUGAAAGUAUAGAAUUUCUUUGAACAUUUUCACAUUUUUAGUACCAGAAUGAUCAAGGAGAACCGAUGGAAUGCACCCCCUAAUGCACCGGCGUGCAUGGAGAAGCAUCUGGACUCUGCGCAAUAUAGGGCAGACGGUACGCUGCUCCUGGGGGCCUCGAGCCUGACUGGCAGAUGUUGGCUGGGGUCUAUUUGGGUCUACAGUGACCCAAAACAGUCUCCAAAUGAAGGUUUUUGCAAGGCUGGUGUCCAGACAGAGGCCGGGGUUACAGAUGCCAAGUGGGUUUCGGAGAAAGGCGUUCUUGUUGGAUCUGACUCUGGUGCCGUGGAGCUUUGGGAGUUGACUGAGGAUGAACGCUUGUUGGUAAACCGGUUCAGCAAACAUGAGCAUGACCACAUUGUCACCAGCGUGAGCUCAACCACUGAUGGAACCCACGCUGUCAGUGGCAGCAUGGACUGCAAGAUCAAGGUUUGGGACCUCAGCCAGGAGGCAGUGGUCAGCACAUACAGCGGCCACUCGAUGCCAGUGUCGUGUGUGUCCUGCAGCCCAGCAGACGACUCCUUGUUCCUCUCCUGUGGCGAGGAUGGAAGGCUGUUACUAUGGGACCGUCGGAAACCUACUAAACCAGCCAGUAGAUUAGAUAUCGAAUCCCCCAGCUGUUGCCCUACCUCGGUGGCCUGGCAUCCUCACAACAGGAACACCAUUGCUUAUGGUGAUGAGUUGGGAAGAGUGACAAUGAGGGACUUUCAGGGAACAGAGCCAGGCCAGAUGCUGAGUUCCCACAGUCGUAGAGUCUCUGGUUUAGCCUUCUCCUCACACAGUGUCCCUAUGCUGGCCUCCAUCAGUGAUGACUGCUUUUUAGCUGUGAUGAACUCGGAGCUCAAAGAAAUCUUCAGGGACGGAUCCCACCAGGACUUUGUCCGCGGUGUGUGCUGGCUCCCUGGGGUCUCAGACUCCCUCACCACUGUGGGCUGGGACCACCAAGUCAUCCACCACACCGUGGGGCAGGCCGCACCAGCCACCGGAUCCUCCGCACCCCCACCUUAGGCCUACAGGGCUAGGUCUGAAGAGGAAAUUGGUGGAAGAAUUGAGAUUUGGACCUUUUUCUGUUCCCGGUUAGGAGCUGUAGAGUUUUCCCAGUGUCCCUAGUUUAUAGAACAAUUUACCAAUUUUGACAGAAAAGACAAAUUGGUAUAGAGCAGUGAAUGGCACAAUAUGGAGAAGUGACUAUUGUGACUGAAUGGAAGGGGUUUGGCAACCAUAACAUGUAUUUGAAGCCUGCCUGGUCAAAACGGUAGGGUUCAGUUAAGGCCACUUUGGUGAUGGAAGUGUGUGAGACGUGUGAGUGAGAUACUGGCUCUUGGGCUAACAGGAUUACACAGGUGGCUUAAACUUGUUCUCAACUGCAGAUAUAUUGGUACCAUGGCUUAUCCAUGGAUUCUGAUAUAAUUACACAGUGGACUCAAAGAACCUGGUCUUAUAUUUUACAUGGAUUUGCCUUCUUCCCAAAUUGUUUGUUUAGACCGACUUACGAUGUAUAUAACAAAAAGGAUGUAAAUAUAAUGCGUAGUUCAGUCUUUACUGCAGUGCUUCUGUAGAACUGGGACUUCUCCUCGUCUGGCGUUUUGGUUUGGUGUUCUCAAUGUUCAAAUGCAGAUGCAGAACCAUACAUCACUGCAAUGUACGUGUUUAAAGACUGCUCCACGGUUUGGAUGUACUGGAAAUGCCUUGUGUUUCUGGGGAAAUAUCCCACAUUUACUUCACUUACAUGCCAUCUGUUUCUCCAUCCUUUAAUAAAAGUAAUGUCUGUAUGAUA